Paramecium sonneborni is the source of this 2214-nucleotide messenger RNA. NCBI's taxonomy places the organism in Eukaryota, Ciliophora, Oligohymenophorea, Peniculida, Parameciidae. The record is from the annotation of a GenBank genome assembly.
AUGAUUAAAGAUUUGAUAAAGAAAGUUGAUCUCUUAGUUGAUCCAUAUGAAUUUAAUACAUCUGAGAAGGAGAAAUCAUUAACUUUAGCAGGUUUAAACUUAUUUUUAUUUAGGUGGGAUCGUUAGCAUAUUAAUGCUAAUAUUUACAUUAUUUUAUAUAGUGGAAAUUGUCUAUCGAUAAAAUCAAAAUUAGAAUUCAAUUUAUGCUGGAACUAAAUCUGAAGAGUUUUCUGACUUGAUUUUGAGCGAAAAUAAUACAAUGUUUGCACUUGAGUUAAAUUCAGAUUAAGGAUCGAUAUUUAACAACAAGAUUAAUCUUUCAAAGUAAAUAAAUAGAUAAUAUCAUUUAGCUAUUUUACAAUUAAUGCAUAGUUUAUUUAAUAAUCAAGAAGUUAAGGAAUCUUUGGAUUUACUCGAAAAAAUAGCUCAAUGACAUAAGAAAAAUGUUCAUAAGAAACUUUAAAAAAAUUCAAUUAUAAUCCUGCAUCUAUAACAGAGGAACAAAAACAAAAUUUAAUAUGUUUUUAAGGAGAUUUUGAAUUAUUAGGAUAAUACAAUGAUCCUUAAUUUUAAUAUAUAAAAUUAGCAGUUGAAAUAUGCAAAAAUGGAACGAGUUAGCAUUGUAAGACUAUUUAAGAGAUUGAAGAUAUGAUAAAAUAAGGGUAGUAUUUUUUUAAAAUUAUAUUUAAAAUAGAAUAAAUGUAAAUUUGUUCAUAAGAGGUUCAAAAAUUAAGAAAAAGUUUGAUCCAAUCACUCCAGAUGAAGUAAGUCCAGUUCUGGUCUAUUCUAAAUUAAUGACUAUAUUGGGAAAUCAUGAAAAUGUUUAUUUGAAACCAAUUUCUUUAGAUAUUAGUAUUUAUAUAUUUGAACAAUUAUAAUAGAAAGAAUUCAAUUUUUUUAUGAUAUGUUUGGAGUAGAAGAAACAGAAUAACUAUUCAAUGGUUUAAUCGUUGAAAAAUAAGAAAGUAGAUAAGAGCCAAUUUCUUUAUCUCCAUCCACAAGUUUAUGUAAUUUUUAUUUAAGGUAACAAAUUUAUUAAUAAAAAUAGAGUUUCUCCUGAAUCUUCUUAUUUUUUUGUUAUUUAAUAAGAUUUAAUUACUAUUAUUUUAUCUGCUGUAUCAGAAGGAACAGCCUUAUUAUUUGCCGCCAUGUAGAUUAUCAAAUUCUUUUAUAAGUUUUAUAGUUAACAUAAAACUUGUGAAGUGCUUAUGAAUUAAAUUUUUAAGUUUGAUAUUACAAGUAUUUAAAAAAGAAGAAUUAAAAAAUAAACUUCAAAGACAUUUUAACAUGUUACUAAUCCAACAAUAGAAGAUAAAGAAAAAUAAUUAGAAUAGGUAUUUUAAAUUAUGUAUUAAUUAGAUUUUAAAACCAACAAUAAAUUAUUCAUUUUUUAAAUAUAUUAAGUAUUUGAUUUAACAUUGUUUUAAAAAAUUUUUGGAUGGAUAAGAAGAUGAAGAAUUAAUUAUUUCUUAAAUAGCUAAAGAAAAGAUAGAAUAUGAUUUAGAUCUAUCAAAUAUUUUAAAAAAGCUAUAUGAAAUAGAUUGCCUAAAAUUAUUUUUAUUUGAUGAUGAUUAAUUGAUGAUUUUUAAUGCGUUUAGUUCUCCAGUAUUUACUGAUUAAAUUGAAGAAUAAAAGAAGAAUUUUUUAGAAAUUGAUGAAAUAUUGAGAUUAGGAGAUCCAAAUUAAUAAGGAGUUGCCUAGCCAAUUUUAAAUUAAUAAAUGGCAAAUCAGUAUAUAUAAUAAUAAUAAUAAUAAGAUUAUAAUCAAAGAUGAGUGCAAGUAUAAAUUCUGGAUUAUUAAACUCUAAAUAAAUUAGAUAGGCUGAUUUUUCCAAUAGUAACAUAAAUUUUAUUCUUAGUUCCAAUUAAUACCAGAUUAGCUAAAAUAAAUUGGUUCUUUAAAUCAUAAUUAUUAGUUGAUGCUAAGAAUCUUAAUUUGAAUUAUGAAAAGAUUUUCAAAAACGAAAAUAUAAAUAAAUAAGCAAAUAAAUAACUAUUAUAAUUUACAAAAUUGAAUAAAAGUUUAUAUGAUCUAAUCAGGUGUAAUGCUAAAAAUUUCCCUUAAAUAAAUGUAAAUCCAAAUAGAUAGAUUACAUAGAAUAAUCAAAUUUUAGAGGAUAUAGAAGAUUAAAAUAAUGAUAAUAAUGAAUAGUAACGAGAUGAUGAAAAUGAUGGUAAAGAAAUAUCUCCUUCAUUUAAAAGAGAUGAUUCUUGA